Molecule: messenger RNA, 1602 nt
Organism: Venturia canescens
Lineage: Eukaryota; Metazoa; Arthropoda; Insecta; Hymenoptera; Ichneumonidae
Gene: CarT
Product: Carcinine transporter
Exons: 8
Coding region: 1-1602 (533 amino acids)
Biological process (GO): transmembrane transport
Cellular component (GO): membrane
Molecular function (GO): transmembrane transporter activity
Source: RefSeq, a predicted model, not a curated record
AUGGGAUUCGACCUUGUCUGUGAUAAAGCAAUUUAUCCUACUUACGGUUUGGUAGCUUUGAACACCGGUGGCCCGAUCGGUGUUUAUCUGUUUGGCUCCCUGAACGACAGAAUCGGCCGAAAAUUGUCUUUUUUCACGUGCCUCGCAACCCUCAUAGCCGGAGGUUGCUUGACCUCGAUAUCGAACAGUUUUUGGUCCUGGGCGGCGUGUCGUUUCGUAGUAGGACUCACGAUUCCAGCGAUCUAUCAAAUACCUUUUAUCAUAUCCCUAGAAUUGGUUGGUCCGAAUUAUCGAUCUUUCGUGACGGUUUUGACCUGCAGUUUCUACACGAUGGGACUGUGCAUGCUGGCGGGUGUGACGUAUUUGAUACCGGAAUGGAGGAUUCUGGCGGCGACGACGAGCGCGCCGUUUCUGCUCUACUCCUUUUACUGGUGGUUUCUUCCAGAAUCACCCCGAUGGCUCUUGGCGAAGGGUCGUUUGGCAGAAGCCAACGAGAUUCUGAAGACCCUGGCCCUCGUCAACGGCAAGGAACUCCCUGAAUCGUUCACUCAAAAAUUGAAACAGCGGAUGACGAUGUCCAGGACGAAGAGCGAGGAGGAACGAUUGCGCAACGGCCCCGGCGUAUUGUCGCUGUUCAAGACCCCGAAUAUGAGACUAAAAACGUGCCUGAUUACGCUCAACUGGUUCGCCAAUAACAUGGUCUACGUUGGUCUCUCGUACUACGGGCCAGCCCUGGGCAACGAGGAACACGUGAGCUUCUUUUUCUCAUCGUUUGCUGAGAUACCGAGUUACUUGGCGUGUUGGGUCGUCAUGGACCGAUGGGGUCGUCGAUGGCCGCUGUGUCUUUGCAUGGUGACCGCUGGCCUGUCCUGCGUAGCGACUGUGCUUUUGCCUCCGGGUAAUAAAAGCAAAGAACCGACGAGCUUCCUCCACUCGAGCAUGGAACAACGCCUUGAAUCGAUAAUUAUAUUUUUAGACGCUGUUACGACCACCCUCGUGCUCUUCCUACUUUCCAAGUCCGCAAUUUCUGCCUCUUUUCUCAUAAUCUAUCCGUUCGCGGGCGAACUCUACCCCACUCAAUUGCGGGGCAUUGCUAUCGGCUUCUCAGCUUACAUAAGCGGCCUCGGACUCGUCAUAAUCCCUUUCAUCACUUAUCUGGGUCGUGAAAAUCUGGUGCUUCCUCUCGUUAUUCUGGGCGUCGUCUCAGUAAUCGGCGGUUUGUCCGGGCUCCGUUUGCCGGAAACGCUCCACCACCGGCUGCCACAGACUGUCGAGGAGGGAGAGCUUUUUGGAAAGGAUUGGAAAUGUGCUGACUGCCUCCGAUGUGUUCCAGUGAAACCAACUUCGGCCACGACCUCGUACGAGGACUUGUCGAGCGGAGAAGUCUUGGAAAUGCAGCACCAAGUGCCCAUGGACGACGAAACGUCCCGGGUCAUCGAUACCCAAACGAAUUUCGACGGGACAGCGGGAUUCGUGCGAGGGACUUUGGGCUCUAGCGUGAGCAGCGCGGGAGGAGCGUCUCGUCGUUUGGUUCGUCAGUCCAGCGUGAUGGACACGCAACGCGACUCCGAUGGCUCGAUUAAAAUGACUUAUUGGUUUUAA